Molecule: messenger RNA, 897 nt
Organism: Opisthocomus hoazin
Lineage: Eukaryota; Metazoa; Chordata; Aves; Opisthocomiformes; Opisthocomidae
Source: RefSeq, a predicted model, not a curated record
CCCCAUUUACCAGCACCAAAGGAUGUGAUGGUUUAUUCCUAUAACUUUCGUAGUUUGCUGAGGUGGUCUCCUGUUAAAGUGGAUGGAGGCUUGGUGUUAUAUACAGUCUGUUUUAAAACAGGCGCCUUUAACCAGUGGGAUGAGCUGAACUGCACCCGCAUCGCCCAGACCGAGUGCAGCUUUCCCUGGUCGCUGAAGGAGCGGCGCUGGACUGUUGUUCUGCGCGUCAGGGCUGAGCUGGGGCAAGUGACUUCUGACUGGGUGGAGACAGAUCCAUUUGUGGCAGAGAGAAACACUACUAUAGGGCCCCCUGAAGUGAACAGCGUGAUUGUAAGCUCCGACUCACUUCUCAUUGGUGUCACACCCCCUUUUGCAUCUGAAGCAGGUGACUCUCUCCAGUAUCGUGUGUCCUACUGGGAGAACGCAACAAGUACUGCUAAAAAAGAGACAAAGACGAGCAAUACACUAUUCAAAAUCAGAAAUCUAAAGGAAUUGACACUUUACUGUUUUAGUAUUCAAGUAGAAUUGAUGACAUAUUCACAUCUCCAGUUACUUGGACUGCAGAGUGUCCCAGAGUGUUACAGAACUGCAAUCAGUGAGGCAACCAGAGCUGGAUAUAUUAUACUAAUAUUUGUGUUGGUCUUACUUUUUGUAAAUCUGGUAACAGUUGGUUUGUUUCUUCUGUGGAGACACCACAAAACACUUAAAUAUUGGUCUCAGCCACCUUUAGGAAUCCCAUUACACUUUGAAGAGUACUUGCGAGACCCCAGCAUGCCUGUUCUAGAGGCGUUAGACAACUACGCCGAGGCCGACCCCCCCGAUUCUGUAUCUGUUGUAUUUUGUGAAGAAGGAAGCCAAGCCUGCGGCAGUGGUUUGGAUGGGCAUGCUCCGAAGUAA